AUGAAGCCGUCCGCCUCUCCGCGUCAGGCGGGCGUCAUGCUCGUGGCGGCCGCCGCCUUGGCUCAGGCACAAACAUCGCCAUUCUCUAUUGACAGCACUGCUGCCAUCAAGCAAAGUUCGUCCACUCUCGCCUGGGAUAUGCUGCAAUACUACAAGGGCAACUUGACCGGUCAGACGCCCGGUAUUCUGCCCGGUCCUCCCCCCGCGGGUGACUACUACUGGUGGGAAGGUGGUGCCAUGUGGGGGACGUUGAUCGAUUACUGGUACUGGACAGGCGAUUCGACGUACAACGACGAGGUCAUGCAAGCAAUGCAGUUUCAGGUCGGCGAGAACAAGGAUUACAUGCCUCGGAAUGUCACGGCGUCGCUGGGCAAUGACGACCAGGGCUUCUGGGGCAUGGCCGCCAUGUCUGCCGCCGAGAAUGCCUUCCCUAAUCCGCCAUCCGAUAAGCCGCAAUGGCUAGAGCUUGCACAGGCCGUCUUCAAUACCCAGGCCAGUCCUGAUCGCCACGACUCCACCUGUGGCGGUGGCCUGCGAUGGCAGAUUCCCUUUGCCAACAACGGAUACGACUACAAGAACAGCAUCGCCAAUGGCUGCUUCUUCAAUAUGGGUGCCCGUCUGGCCCGCUACACGGGCAACAACACGUACUCGGACUGGGCCGACAGGACCUGGGAUUGGAUGUGGCGCAUUGGGUUCAUCGACAACAAGAACUACGCCAUCUACGACGGUGCCAAGGUCGGCAACGGCUGCAAGGAUAUCAACAAGGCCGAGUUCUCUUACAACAAUGCCGUCUUUGCAGAAGGCGUCGCCUUCAUGUACAACUACACAAACGGAAACGCAACGUGGAAGGCAAGACUGGACGGACUCAUCAAACACGGAAUGGAGACUUUCUUCCCCAAGGGCAUCGCCGUCGAGGUUUCGUGCGAAAAUCCCGGAACCUGCACCACGGAUAUGCUCACGUUCAAGGGCUUCUUUCACCGCUGGUACUCGGUCAUCACGCAACUCGCGCCCUACACGGCCGAGACGAUCCGACCAGUCCUGAAGACCUCUGCCGAGGCUGCAGUCAAGCAGUGCACAGGGCCGCCGCUGGGUCGCCAGUGCGGCUUCAAGUGGGCCAGCGGCGUCUACGACGGCAAGACGGGCGCCGGUCAGGAGAUGUCAGUUCUCUCGGCCGCCAUGUCCCUCCUCAUCCCCCAGGCCAAGGUGCCGUUGACGGAGAAGAAUGGCGGCACAUCCAAGGGUGAUCCCAACGCCGGCGGCAGUGGUGACAAUGCUCAGAAGAAGAGCAAGCCCAUUACAACGGCCGACAAGGCCGGCGCUGGCAUCCUCACCAUCCUCGUGUUGGGGUCUGCUUGCGGCGUCUUUGGUUGGAUGAGCGUGGUGGUUGCGAGAGAAGACAGGUUGUCUCUUUUCUUGGCCGUCGCGGCAAGGAAAUCAGUCAGGCCGAGACGAAGCGUUCCAUCCGCCGCGCUGCUGCUGGCUUUCUACUGGCGGGGUCCCGCCACCGACCGCCGACCGCCGACCACCGACCACCGACCACCACCGCCGACCACCACCGACCGGACCGGUGGCCCAGAGCCCAGACCGACGCCGACGACGGCUGGGCAUAGCAAAACCACCCACCGCACCAAGCACCAAGCCCAGGCGACGGCAAUGCCGGCGUCGUACCUCGUCGCGGAGCCCGCCCCCUCGGCGACGUCGUACGUGCGGUGCGGCCGCGGCGGCGCGGCGUCCCUCGACGACGCCGUCCGCCACGCUGCCGCCCGCGACAGGGCCGCCGUGGGGUACUGCGGCCGCGGCGGCGCCGGCAACGUCUACCGCCGCGGGGAGGGCGAUGCCCUCUCCGAGUCCGAGUCCGCGGCGUCGUCUUCGGCUGCCGACACCGUCCGCGGCAGCGUCGCCUCCGCCUCCAAGGCUGGGCUGUGGGGUCGCGUCACGGCUUGGGGACGCAAGUGA
Messenger RNA from Metarhizium album ARSEF 1941, 1956 nucleotides. RefSeq names its product Glycoside hydrolase, family 76. The transcript is spliced from 4 exons. Bases 1 to 1956 code for a protein of 651 amino acids. Gene Ontology annotation, biological process: fungal-type cell wall biogenesis; carbohydrate catabolic process. Gene Ontology annotation, molecular function: mannan endo-1,6-alpha-mannosidase activity. NCBI's taxonomy places the organism in Eukaryota, Fungi, Ascomycota, Sordariomycetes, Hypocreales, Clavicipitaceae. The record is from RefSeq and is a predicted model, not a curated record.